Messenger RNA from Meleagris gallopavo (turkey), 3984 nucleotides. Lineage: Eukaryota; Metazoa; Chordata; Aves; Galliformes; Phasianidae. The record is from RefSeq and is a predicted model, not a curated record.
AUGGCAGGAUUAGAAAGAGACCUCAAAGGAUCAUCCAGGCCAACUCCCCCUGCUAAGGCAGAUACCCUACAACAGGUCACACAGAUUUGGCUAAGCACUGAUGAAAGGUUUGUUUUUUUUGUUUUUUUUUCUAAAUCAGCCUGUUUUUCCCUUGUUAGGGAUGAAUUCAUUUGUUUCCACUUAGCAGCAGCGGUGAAACAAAGAAGUAGUGGCCAGUUUGCUGUAGUGAAAAAAUGCCGUGAGAAAAGCACUGGCCAGCAGUUUGCAGCAAAAUUCAUCAAGAAACGGAGAACAAAAUCUAGCCGACGUGGUGUGGGACGUGAAGAUAUUGAGCGAGAAGUCAGCAUUCUCAAAGAGAUUCGACACCCUAAUGUGAUCACCCUGCAUGAUGUUUAUGAGAACAAAACAGAUGUCAUUCUUAUUCUGGAACUCCAUUCUGCAAAAUAUUUGAGAAGUUGGUGGCUGAGAAGUCCGAUGAAGUCUCAGAUGACUGGAAAAAGGGAAACAACAUUCCCCUUUUUAAGGAUAGAAGGGAAGAUCUGGGGAGCUACAGAAGAGCUCUCCAUCUCCAAGUGUAGGAAGACAGGAAAGGAGAUCAGUGUAGCUGAACCAGGACCUACUGGUCAAACUGGAGAAGAAGAAGAAAAUGCAGUGAAGAUAGGGACAGGUAACCUGAUGCUGCUACAUUGUCAUGGAACACCUCCACUACUCAUUGCUGCUGGCUGUGGAAACAUUCAGAUGCUUCAGUUGCUUCUAAAGCGUGGAUCCCGUAUUGAUGUCCAAGAUAAAGCCGGAUCUAACGCGAUCUACUGGGCUUCUCGACAUGGUCAUAUAGAAACACUGAAAUUUCUGAAUGAGAAUAAAUGUCCUCUGGAUGUAAGGGAUAAGUCUGGGGAGACAGCUCUUCAUGUUGCAGCUCGAUAUGGGCAUGUGGAUGUGGUUCUGUUUCUCUGUAGUGUUGGAUCCAAUCCAAACUUCCAAGAUAAGGAAGAAGAAACCCCAUUGCAUUGUGCUUCUUGGCAUGGAUACUACUCCGUUGCUAAAGCACUUUGUGAAGCAGGCUGUGAUGUGAACAUUAAAAACAGAGAAGGAGAGACUCCACUCUUGACAGCAUCUGCUAGGGGGUACCAUGAUAUUGUGGAAUGCUUGUCGGAACAUGGAGCUGACCUUGAUGCAACAGAUAAGGAUGGUCAUAUAGCCCUACACCUUGCUGUAAGAAGAUGUCAGAUAGAAGUAGUUAAAACCCUCAUCAAUCAAGGCUGUUUUGUAGAUUUCCAAGAUAGACAUGGCAACACUCCUCUACAUGUGGCCUGCAAAGAUGGCAAUGUCCCUAUUGUAAUGGCACUAUGUGAAGCAGGUUGUAACUUGGAUGUCGCUAAUAAGUAUGGAAGAACACCUUUACAUCUUGCUGCAAACAAUGGCAUUCUUGAAGUUGUCCGGUUCCUGUGUCUUACUGGUGCCAAUGUGGAAGUUUUAACCUCAGUAAGAAGUGUUCUUGUUUUCUUUUUAGCAUUUGGCGGAAGGCUGAAAACUCCACUGCGUGUUGUUUUAGUUGCCACACAUGCUGAUAUAGUCAAUCUUCCUCGGCCUGCCGGGGGGGAGUUUUGGUAUGACAAGGAUAUGUCAUUCUUGAAAGAAAUCAGGAACAGAUUUGGAAAUGAUCUUCAGAUUUCAGAGAAGUUAUUUGUGUUGGAUGCUGGAGCAUCUGGAUCUAAAGAUAUGAAGCUUCUCCGAAAUCACUUACAAGAAAUAAGAAGCCAGAUAAUUUCUACUUGCCCACCUAUGACUCUUCUGUGUGAAAAAAUGAUCUCCGUGCUGCCUUCAUGGAGAAAAAUGAAUGGACCCAACCAGCUGAUGUCUUUGCAGCAGUUUGUAUAUGAUGUACAGGAGCAGCUUAAUCCCCUAGCAAAUGAAGAUGACCUGCGGCAUAUUGCACAGCAGUUGCAUAGCAUAGGAGAAAUUAACAUUAUGCAGAGUGAAACAGUUCAAGACGUUGUUCUUCUGGAUCCUCGCUGGCUCUGUUCAAAUGUCCUUGGAAAAAUCCUGUCAAUAGAGAACCCAAAAGCUCUCCAUCACUAUAGAGGUCGAUACACUAUAGAGGACAUACAGCGUCUGGUAACAGAUAGUGACGUGGAAGAAUUGAUACAGAUUUUGGACGCUAUGGAUAUUUGCGCAAGAGACCUUAGCAGUGGAGCAAUGGUGGAUAUUCCUGCUCUCAUCAAAACUGACAAUCUCCACAGGUCUUGGACAGAGGACGAGGAUGAGGUACUGAUUUACGGUGGUGUUAGAAUUGUUCCCGUGGAACAUCUUACCCCAUUUCCUUGUGGAAUUUUUCAUAAAGUUCAGGUGAAUCUCUGCAGGUGGAUUCAUCAACAAAGCACCGAGGGAGAUGCUGAUAUACGUCUGUGGGUAAAUGGAUCAAAGAUUAUGAAUCGUGGCGCUGAGCUUUUAGUGCUGCUUGUCAACCAUGGUCAGGGUAUAGAGGUUCAAGUUAGAGGACUGGAAACAGAGAAGAUCAAGUGCUGUUUACUUUUGGAUUCUGUAUGCAGCACCAUUGAUAACUUAAUAGCCACAACCCUACCAGGCCUUUUGACUGUAAAAUACUACCUUAGCCCUCAGCAGCUGAGGGAACAUCAUGAACCAGUAAUGGUCUAUCAGCCUAGAGACUUCUUCCGUGCACAGAGUCAAAAGGAGACAUCACUAACUAACACCAUGGGGGGAUAUAAAGAGAGCUUUAGUAGUAUACUGUGUUUUGGGUGUCUUGAUGUCUACUCCCAAGGAAGUCUAGGAAUGGAUAUUCAUGUUUCAGAUCUGAAUCUACUUACCAGGAGAAAACUGAGCCGACUUUUGGAUCCACCUGAUCCCAUGGGCAAAGACUGGUGCCUUCUGGCCAUGAACCUGGGCCUCCCUGAUCUUGUUGCAAAGUACAAUACAAAUAAUGGAACACAAAAUGACUUUCUGUCAAGCCCAGUCCAUGCCCUGCUGCAGGAGUGGAGUAAUGCUCCUGAGAGCACUGUAGGAAUCCUAAUGUCUAAGCUGAGGGAAUUAGGUCGCAGAGAUGCAGCAGACUUUUUACUCAAGGCAUCUUCUGUAUUCAAAAUAAAUUUUGAUGCUAAUGGUCAAGAGGCUUAUGCUUCAAGUUGCAACAGUGGCACAUCUUAUAAUUCAAUUAGCUCUGUAGUGUCACGGUAAGAAAAGAUGUUUUGCAUAGAUAUGUUUUCAAACUGCAGAAAAGAUAAAAGUAGAAGAGUUUCUGUACCUUUUCAAUUAUGAGGUUUUACAUCAAAGGGUCUUUAUUCUUCUUCAGCACCACCCUUUCCAGAAGAGGGAGGUUCCAUUGGUUUGAAUGACCCUGCUGGAGUUACAAGAACAUGCUACCUCUGUUUCACUGAAAUUGUCUGCAUGCUUAUCAUUGCAAGUGGUGCUUGCCUUUUAAUUUUUCUCUUGUUUCUAAGACGUUGGUAAUGACUCAUGCAGAGCAUUCAUGUGCCAAUACUGUGGGUACAGAUGUGUGAUACCUAAUCAACUUCGAUUACAGUCAAAUCAUAAUGUGAAAACCUCGUAACCUUGCCAAUUACUAUGCUUCUUUAUUACCAUUUACCUCAGGUAAAAGUUUGUUUCAUUAUGGAGUUCAAAAAGGAUAUAAAUGUGUUAGAUACCGCAGAAUAAUACUGUAUAGCUGUCAGUUGUAAUUUGUGUAUACCAAAUGGUUUUCUACUAUUACAUCCUAAGUUACUUCUUGUACUUGAAAAUUUUAAUGGGGAUAAAAACAAAAGGACACAAGAUUUCUUGCAGUGAGAACUUUAAAAUUGAUAUGAGGGGAUACAGCGCAUUCUGUUCUAAAAAGCAUGUAAUUUUAAUGGUGCAAUGUGUUUGUGUAUAUAUAUUGUAUGUAUAUAUAUUAAUACUAUUUUUUCCUUAAUCUUGCCAUGUAGUAAAAUUUUAAAGCAUUUUUAUACAAAUAAACUGUUGCUUGUUGCAUCA